Messenger RNA from Molossus molossus (Pallas's mastiff bat), 2104 nucleotides. RefSeq names its product protein phosphatase, Mg2+/Mn2+ dependent 1H (gene PPM1H). Bases 69 to 1613 code for a protein of 514 amino acids. Gene Ontology annotation, biological process: protein dephosphorylation. Gene Ontology annotation, molecular function: protein serine/threonine phosphatase activity. The record is from RefSeq and is a predicted model, not a curated record. The transcript has 10 exons. NCBI's taxonomy places the organism in Eukaryota, Metazoa, Chordata, Mammalia, Chiroptera, Molossidae.
CGCUGCGCCUCGCCGGGCCCCCGCCACCGCCUCCAGUUCUCACCGCUGCUGCCGGGAGCCAGAGUAAUAUGCUCACUCGAGUGAAAUCUGCCGUGGCCAAUUUCAUGGGCGGCAUCAUGGCUGGCAGCUCAGGCUCCGAGCACAGCGGCGGCGGCUGCGGAGGCUCGGAUCUGCCCCUGCGCUUCCCCUACGGGCGGCCGGAGUUCCUGGGGCUGUCUCAGGACGAGGUGGAGUGCAGCGCCGACCACAUCGCCCGUCCCAUCCUCAUCCUCAAGGAGACGCGGCGGCUCCCCUGGGCUACUGGAUACGCAGAGGUCAUCAAUGCCGGGAAGAGUACACACAACGAAGACCAAGCCAGCUGCGAGGUGCUCACUGUGAAGAAGAAAGCAGGGGCCAUUGCCUCCACCCCCAACAGGAACUCCACCAAGAGACGGUCCUCCCUGCCCAACGGGGAGGGGCUGCAACUGAAGGAGAACGCGGAAUCGGAAGGCGUUUCCUGCCACUACUGGUCGCUGUUCGACGGCCACGCGGGGUCCGGGGCCGCGGUGGUGGCGUCCCGCCUGCUGCAGCAGCACAUCACGGAGCAGCUGCAGGACCUGGUGGAGAUCCUGAAGAACUCGGCCAUCCUGCCGCCCACCUGCCUGGGCGACGAGCCCGAGAGCACGCCCGCCAGCGGCCGCACGCUGACCCGCGCAGCCUCGCUCCGCGGCGGGGUGGGGGCCCCCGGCUCGCCCAGCACCCCGCCCGCGCGCUUCUUCACCGAGAAGAAGAUUCCACACGAGUGUCUGGUCAUCGGGGCUCUUGAGAGCGCGUUCAAGGAGAUGGACCUGCAGAUAGAGCGAGAGAGGAGUUCAUACAGCAUAUCCGGCGGCUGCACAGCCCUCAUUGUGAUCUGCCUCCUGGGGAAGCUGUACGUGGCCAAUGCUGGGGAUAGCAGGGCCAUAAUCAUCAGAAAUGGAGAAAUCAUCCCCAUGUCUUCGGAAUUCACCCCCGAGUCCGAGCGCCAGCGACUGCAGUACCUGGCAUUCAUGCAGCCGCACUUGCUGGGAAAUGAAUUCACACAUCUGGAGUUUCCAAGGAGAGUGCAGAGAAAAGAACUUGGAAAGAAGAUGCUCUACAGGGACUUUAAUAUGACAGGCUGGGCGUACAAAACCAUUGAGGAUGAUGACUUGAAGUUCCCCCUAAUAUACGGAGAAGGCAAGAAGGCCCGAGUGAUGGCAACUAUUGGAGUGACCAGGGGACUGGGGGACCAUGACCUGAAGGUGCAUGACUCCAACAUCUAUAUAAAACCAUUCCUGUCUUCAGCUCCAGAGGUAAGAGUCUAUGAUCUCUCCAGAUAUGAGCAUGGAGCAGAUGAUGUGCUGAUCCUGGCCACUGAUGGACUGUGGGAUGUCUUAUCAAAUGAAGAAGUGGCAGAAGCAAUCACUCAGUUUCUUCCUAACUGUGAUCCAGAUGACCCUCACAGGUAUACACUGGCAGCUCAGGACCUGGUGAUGCGUGCCCGUGGUGUCCUGAAGGACAGAGGAUGGCGGAUAUCUAAUGACCGACUGGGCUCAGGAGACGACAUUUCUGUAUAUGUCAUUCCGUUAAUACAUGGAAACAAACUAUCAUGAAGACGACUCAGGGGACUGGAAAAUCGGAAGAAAGCAAGCUGGGAUGCCUCUUGGCUGGGUGGGCUGGGAAGUGCCCCGGCAGAGUUCCAGGUGAUGCCACCUCUUCUCAGACCAGAUGGGGAACUUGCUGCCGAAGCCUCCAGGUGUACUUCCAGAGGGUCGUUAGGUUCCGGUUUCCUCGUUAGUAGCAGGUCUGGAUCCUCAACAAAAGCAAAACACAAAGGCUGCUAAGUGUUGUUUCUUCUGGUUCCUUUGAUAGACCUCCUAGGUGGCCAUUGCCUAUUUUGGGCACACACAUCAUAUUUAUUUUAUCUGGAGUGCUAGGGCAGCCAUGUUCAGGUGUAACUGGCAGAAGACUCUCUUUGGCCUGUCAAGCUGUCGAUCUCUCUACAGGUUAAAAGUGCUGCAUUGGGGAUCAUGUCUCAGAUAGUGUGGGUGCCCACCUUCUAGUAAGGCUGAGAUAUAUUUCAGGGAAUGCUGUGUGUGUGUGU